Molecule: messenger RNA, 3390 nt
Organism: Cladocopium goreaui
Lineage: Eukaryota; Dinophyceae; Suessiales; Symbiodiniaceae
Source: the annotation of a GenBank genome assembly
AUGGGCAGCGGCGCCUCGGGCAAUGCGGAACGCCGCUCGGUGGCCUCGUUGCUGAACGCCGCGCGGAUCGGAGAUGCCGAGGGGGUGCAGGCGCUGCGGUCACUCCUGCACUUUGUCACGUCGGGAAAGCACACUGGACCCUGCCAGAUUGCCAAGUUGAUUAAUGGUCGGAUUCUCUUGGCGCGUGGUGCAGCACGAGACGCCCGGGAUGCCGAAGGACGCACGGCGUUACAUUUUGCAUCCACCAAGCAGACGGCGCGAGCGCUGUUGCGAGCACUGGCAGAUGUGAAUGCUCCAGAUGUCCACGGACAGCGACCCUUACAUCAAGCAGUGCUGAACAAACAUCAAGAGGUGCUGUCGGAACUGUUGAAAGCCAACGCAGAUGUGGACGCGCGGUCCAUCACUGCAAAGCACAUCGAGGCCAUUUUUUGCAUAGGUCCAUUUGGAACGGCCAUCUUUGCAACAGGUCUGGGGGCUCCAGUGGCGCCCCGAGUUCUUACGCCGCCAGCGCCGCAUCGUGGAGCAGGUCUUGGAGCAAACGCCGCUGAGUGCCGCGGCGAAAACGGCGAUUUUUCGUUGUCCCAAAGGGUGGAGGAAACACCGGUGAAACACGGGCGAAAACAGGUCGCUGGAACGAUGAACAGAAAGCAACUGGCGCAGAAAUCCUUCGCGCAGGUGCAGAGUUGCUGGAAGCAGAUGGGCAAGCAGGAUCCGGAGCACAACAGGUGCUCCGCAAUGCUCGCAAACUCCGCUUGCUCUUUCGCCAAGGAGAUCCUCUCAUCGGAGAUUCACCGGUGCACUUGGCAGUUCGACAAGGCCUUCACCACCGGCGACGCCUCGCUGCUUGCGCAGUUGUUGCUGGCUCGGGGGGACCCCGACGCCCUGGGAGCUGGUGGUGAAACGGCCUUCGAACUGGCAGCGGGAAAACCUGAACUGUUGGAAGUGCUCUCUACCUGCAUGGCCUCAUCCUGUUUGGAGGCGGCUCUAGGAUCUCGAGCAAGCUACGGGCCUGCAGAGGUAUGUCGGGAUCUUCACUUAGCAGCACAGGAAGGAGAUGCAGAGACGGUGGAGCAAUUGAUCAACUCAUUUGCUGAUGUCGAUGGUCGGCAUGGCACUCGCACCUUGCAAUUGGAACUUUUGCGCGAGCCUGGAGAAGAGCGAUGGGGCUUUGAAUGGAAAGAUCACCCAUCGCGCCGGAUCCUGGAAGGCAUCGAUAUGUCCAAGGCGAGUCCCGCACAACGCUGGAAUGAACAGAACUCAUCCCUGAAUGGCGAGAUUCUACGCCGAGGCGAUGAAUUGGUGGAGGUGAAUGGUCGAAGGGGAUGGCAUGAGAUAUCUCAACUGCGACGUUGGCAUCAGGUGACCUUGAUCUUCGAGUUGGUCACUCACGAAUCGCCUUUGGCCGUGGCCGCUGAACAGGGUCACUGUAAGGUGGUCUCCUUGUUGUUGGCAGCCAGGGCAGAUCCACGAUUGCAUUGGCAAGGUAAGGAGAUCUUCAUGGAACUUCAGCGUCCACAUCUCACUGCCUCGUGGGGCUUCAUCUGGGACCAACGUUUUGACGGUGACUUUCGACGCGUGCUCACUGCGAUGUGCGAGAACAGCCCAGCAGCGGACUGGAAUCAGGACAUGCUGGACAUGGGUCAAGAUGUCUUGCAUUCUGGGGAUGAGUUGAUUAUGAUCAACGAGCGAGAUGCCAGGACGUCGUUCUUCGCGCUGCGGGAACUGCUGGAGAUCCGGCUCUGCUUCCAACGCGUGCGCUGCUCUGUGCUGACGCCACUGGAACGGGCUGCGGAUCAGGGGCAUCACGAAGUGUGCAAUGCCUUGCUGACGGCAGGGGUGGAUGCCAAAGUCAGGGCCAACGCAUGGCAUCCUACGCCCUUGGAGAUCUUCACCGAGACUGCGCAGGUGGUUAUUCAGCUGAAAGUGGAGAAAGAGUUGGUGCUUGCCUUUCUGGUGGGAAUCAGCAACUCCUGGGAAAGGCUCCGAGAAGAGGUGCAAAGACGCCUCCAGGUGUCACGCGCAAGUUUCUUCUCGCAAGGUCGAGAGCUUGCUGAUUCAAAAGUUCAGGGGUUGGUGGUGGAAGAUCACAUCCUCACCUUCAACCUGGUCUUUCGCGAUCGACUGCUGACGUCCCUGAAAUCUGGGGAUCUGGAGGCUGUCGAGCUGUCAGAGGCCAACUCGUGCAUCGUCAGCGGCGAUGCGCGCGGCACCGUUUUCAAAAAGGGGCCGCGUGUGUCACACGUUUUGGAUGGCUACCUCACUAGGGAGGGAACAAAAGGCGUUUCCUGGGCAGAUGCUUCCCCCCAUGAUGCGCCGUUCUCAGGUGGUAAGUUCAGGCAUCAGAUGCCGAUGAUGAUGCCACAUGCUUUCCCAGGUCAGCCGUGGGGCAUUCCGCAUGCCGUGCCGAUGGGGCCCAUGGGGCCAAUGGGGCCGAUGCAACAUCCCAUGGCGCAUGCGAUGCCAGGAGCAGUUCCUUUCCCGGGGCAAAAACUGAGAGGUGCUGCUGCUGCUGCCUUGGCACAAGCGCAGGAAAGCAGCAGUAGCAGUAGCAGUAACAGCGACAGCAGCAGCGAUAGCAGUGAUGAUGAGGCUCCUGCGACGGCGGCUGCGCCGGCGGCCGUGGCCAAGGCACAUGGCCCUGGCUUGGCCCCAGCACAGACCAAGGCCGCUGCGCCGGCGCCUAAGGCCGCGGCGCCUAAGGCCGCGGCGCCCAAGGCCGCGGCGCCCAAGGUGGCGCCCAAGGCCAAGGUGAUGCCGGCGGUGGCGGUGGAGAUGGUGGAUGUGGAGGACAGCGAUAGCGACUCCUCCAGCGACAGCGACUCCUCGGUCGAAGGGGCGGAGCAAACGCCGGAGGCGCUCAUCACCAAAGUGUCAACCACCACCACCGUGGCCGCUUUGCCGUCGAUGACGCCGGAGGAGGUGCUUGCGAGUCAGUUGCUGGCUGAAGUGGAGGCCUUUUUGGUGCAGAACCCCGUGGAUGCAUCGGCGGCUGAACGCCUUCGAGAGCUGUCCCAAGAUUUGCAGCGGCAAGUCCUGGACAAGGGGGACUUGAGGCAAGCGCGAAACGCUUCGGCCGUCCUGCUCGCACGCAUCAAAGAAGUGGAAGGUCAAAGCGUCGCACAGGGGCUUGGUCAACCCGCACCGCCCCCUGGGGACGAUGCGCACCCUGGCAUCGAGGCCUUGAUCGCCACCUAUAACUUGGACGCACGCGCAGCCAACGAGUUGAGGUCCCUGCCCCGGAGCAAGCAGGACCAAGCGUCCUUGAUCGACUUGUCGAAGGCCAAUAAACCUUCGGCCUUUCUCAUGGCACAUCUGCAACAGCUUCAGGCCAGUGAUGAGAAAUUGGGUUUCCCGGGCACGGUCCCUUCGGCGUUGGAUUCGAUGCUGUGA